Messenger RNA from Ilyonectria robusta, 562 nucleotides. RefSeq lists its product as uncharacterized. The record is from RefSeq and is a predicted model, not a curated record. The coding region runs from base 63 to 218 and encodes 51 amino acids. The transcript has 2 exons. NCBI's taxonomy places the organism in Eukaryota, Fungi, Ascomycota, Sordariomycetes, Hypocreales, Nectriaceae.
GAUUGAUGUCUGGGGUUUUGCAUUGUACUCGAGUGAUGUGACAGGUUCCACUGACCGAUCGCAUGUCUUACCAUAACGACUCGACGGGUCCCUCGGUGUCCGAGCUUAGAUGCUCGAUAAAAGAUGAGCCAUGGCCGUGGGUUAUUUCCGAACUCAGGAUCACAAGCCUUGAUAGCUAUACCUCAUCAAUCAUUCUACACCCUACGAAAGAUUUCUGACACAAAAGCCAUGUCAGUCAACAAAGGCCAGCUGCUAACUCUAGCCGGGCGUCUUACGGCCGCGAUCAACUCUCUUCCCACUCUCAACAACAUUGAGGGAGCACUUGCCAAUCGUCAGGCCAUUGUUGCUCUUGCACAGGAAGUCCUUCACGAAGCCACCCUGCCUGAAGAACAAUGGCUUGGAGAGGUUUCUGCGCUAUGCACUAUGACAGCCUCGCGCCUGUUCCUCAAGUGGGGAGCAUUCGAUGGAAUUCCUGUCAAAGGGGCCAUCGGAUACGAUCACCUGGCCGAGAAGCUGAAAGUUGAUGGUAGUCUAUUUCGACGGGUUGCUGCGAUGCUCGUGG